AUGCGUUUUUUGCACCUGAUCAGACCUGUCAUGUGCGUGCUGCCCGAAGUGGCGCAUCCUGAUCGCAAGAUUCCUUUCCGAGAGAAAGUUUUGUGGACGAUCAUCACGCUCUUCAUCUUCCUCGUAUGCUGCCAGAUUCCACUUUACGGCAUCCAGACGUCUAAGUCGUCGGACCCGCUUUAUUGGAUGCGUGUGAUCCUGGCCUCGAAUCGUGGAACGCUAAUGGAGCUAGGAAUUAGUCCUAUCGUGACCUCCGGUCUUGUGAUGCAGCUCCUUGCUGGCUCCAAGAUGAUUGAAGUUGACCAAUCGCUUAAAGAGGAUCGUGCGUUGUUUAGUGGAGCGCAAAAGCUGUUUGGCAUUCUCAUAACCCUUGGUGAGGCUGUAGCCUACGUCGUCUCUGGUAUGUACGGCAAUAUCUCGGACAUUGGCGCUUUCAACGCAAUUCUUAUCAUCCUGCAGCUGCUUUGCGCUGGUGUACUCGUCAUUAUUCUUGACGAGAUGCUGCAAAAAGGCUACGGACUAGGAUCGGGUAUUUCGCUCUUUAUCGCCACUAACAUUUGCGAGAACAUCGUCUGGAAGGCUUUCUCUCCUACGACCAUUAACACUGGACGUGGUACUGAGUUUGAGGGUGCUAUCAUCGCUCUUUUUCACCUGUUGAUCACUCGUUCAGACAAGCUGCGCGCACUUAAAGAAGCCUUUUAUCGUCAAAACCUGCCAAACAUUACCAAUCUUUUGGCCACAAUGUUUGUAUUUGUCGUCGUCAUUUACUUCCAAGGCUUCCGUGUCGACCUGCCGGUUAAGUACCAAAAGCUUCGCGGCCAACAGGGCACGUACCCCAUUAAGCUCUUUUACACGUCAAACAUGCCCAUCAUCUUGCAGACCGCGCUAGUAUCUAACCUGUAUUUCAUCUCGCAAUUGCUCUACAGGAAGUUUAGCGGCAACUUUCUCGUACGUCUACUUGGUGUAUGGCAAGACAUGGAAGGUGGUGCCGGUCAGACUGUGCCUGUCGGUGGUGCUGCAUACUACAUGUCGGCUCCCCAUAACUUGGCUCAAAUUUUGUACGACCCGAUUCGUUUUGUCAUCUACGUCAUCUUUAUUCUUGGUUCGUGUGCGCUCUUCUCGAAGACUUGGAUUGAAAUUUCGGGCUCGUCAGCUCGUGAUGUUGCCAAGCAGCUUCGUGACCAACAAAUGGUAAUGAAGGGCCAUCGUGACUCGUCUAUCGUGCACGUACUAAACCGCUACAUUCCUACGGCAGCAGCUUUUGGUGGUAUGUGUAUUGGCGCACUUACAAUGGUUGCUGACCUUCUCGGCGCCAUUGGUUCUGGUACUGGAAUUUUGCUGGCCGUGACUAUCAUUUAUCAGUACUUUGAGACGUUUGCUCGGGAGCAGGCUGAGAUGCCACUUAGUGGUUUGUUUGGCUUCUAA
Messenger RNA from Plasmopara halstedii, 1425 nucleotides. RefSeq names its product protein transporter sec61 subunit alpha isoform 2. The record is from RefSeq and is a predicted model, not a curated record. The coding region runs from base 1 to 1425 and encodes 474 amino acids. Gene Ontology annotation, biological process: post-translational protein targeting to membrane, translocation; SRP-dependent cotranslational protein targeting to membrane, translocation. Gene Ontology annotation, cellular component: membrane; Sec61 translocon complex. NCBI's taxonomy places the organism in Eukaryota, Oomycota, Peronosporomycetes, Peronosporales, Peronosporaceae. The transcript has a single exon. Gene Ontology annotation, molecular function: ribosome binding; signal sequence receptor activity; transmembrane protein transporter activity.